Molecule: messenger RNA, 216 nt
Organism: Adineta ricciae
Lineage: Eukaryota; Metazoa; Rotifera; Eurotatoria; Adinetida; Adinetidae
Source: the annotation of a GenBank genome assembly
AUGGAUGGAACAACUAAUAUGCGUGUUCUCAUUGCAUUGGGCAUCAUCGCUUUGUUUGGAAUAAUUACUUUUGCGCUCGUUGCUGCAACGUUGGGAACUCUAAACCAGAGAUACGAUCGACUCGACAAACAAAUUGUUGAUCUUAUGGGUCAAGUGAUGAGUAUUUCACAGACACCUUCGACAACGACGACAGAAGUCUAUGAAACUUCUAAUUAA